AUGUUUUCAGAGGGUUGCACUCUUGGACCAUGUCUCUAUGUAAUUGAAAUUCUGUGGAUUGUCUUUGUUUGCACAGUGGCUACAAAUCUGUCACAGAAAUACACCCUGAACCACCACUUUUCCUUCCACGCAAACAGAAAGAGUACCAAAAAGCAAUCAUCAAUGAGUUUUUUCUCUUAUGAUGGAUUAAUAAUUCACAGAAGCGAAAUUAAUCCAGUUGGCGAGACGUUAGAGCUCGGCGCGUUGGCGCCAGGUCAAAGCAUAGAAUACUAUGACUCUUCGAGUGUCUUUGCCACCCUGAGUACCCGUCUUGCGAGUAGCGCAAAUAGAUUCUACAGACGCUGGGAUGAAAGGGUUCUCUAUGUAGUCUCGCGGGCAAGGUUCGAUUAUAGUCGCGAAGAAUUUACUGCUGAGACCUAUCAAGCUUUGUAUAAGGCAUUGAUUGCUUUUGCUGCGUGUUAUCUAAACAAGGUUUCUGCUCAAGCAUUGAUUGAAGAAAUAAAUGUAUACUGGAGGCAUCAAAUGAGGUAUGGAGCCAAUGGCGGUUUGGUACGUAUGCCACAAGACUGGAUAGUGGAUGUUGAGAGUAUAAGGGUUAGCCUCAAUGAGAUUCGUGGCCUGUCUUUGAAAGAUUGGCUUCCUGACGCUCCAGAAUCCGCUGUUCCCAUCUUCGAAGAUUACGUUGCAAACAUGUUUCGUAUAGCUGAUGCUCAAUUGAGCAACCCAUAG
Molecule: messenger RNA, 729 nt
Organism: Australozyma saopauloensis
Lineage: Eukaryota; Fungi; Ascomycota; Pichiomycetes; Serinales; Metschnikowiaceae
Exons: 1
Coding region: 1-729 (242 amino acids)
Source: RefSeq, a predicted model, not a curated record